Molecule: messenger RNA, 2172 nt
Organism: Scophthalmus maximus (turbot)
Lineage: Eukaryota; Metazoa; Chordata; Actinopteri; Pleuronectiformes; Scophthalmidae
Gene: map3k7cl
Product: map3k7 C-terminal like
Exons: 5
Coding region: 866-1297 (143 amino acids)
Cellular component (GO): nucleus; cytosol
Source: RefSeq, a predicted model, not a curated record
AUGUUAAUGAGACACUCUGGUUGCACUUCCAUGAUACUUGAGGCUGUGCACUUUUACAAAUUUGAUACAUAACGUUUCACACACUGUUGUCAUAAAGUUCAGGGGUGUUCAACCAGUUGAAAAGAACCCUGCACCACACCGAGUUUUUAAGGUGGACUCACCUAACAAGACACACACGGACCCCGGGCUGCUCUGUUUGUCUUCCGCGGGGGCUAUUGCAUCGUGAGAUGUUCAUUCUGAGCAACUGCCUCAUUGCACAGCUAUUGCAGCGCCCGAGAGCUUCCCGGCGGCAUGACCGUGUCACUCCAAUCGGUGCCGGAGCGAUGGGCAUUUUUGCGCGCUACAGUCAUGUCAUCCGAGACAUUUAAUUGGACCCCGGGCCGCCACGGGGGGGGGGGGGGGGCGCAGCGGGCGGCAUUCCUCCACCGCCUGCGCCCCAUGGCCAUGUUGUGUUGCCUUUUUUUUUUUUUGCGCCGCGCGGCUGCAGAUCCGUGCACAACGCGUCCGUGCCAAAACGCCAAACUUGAAAACUGCCGGAGUUUCCUCUGACUUGACUGACGCCACAGAGUCGCGGACGCCCGGACUCGACUUCAGAGAAACUUCUGAAUACAAAACACCACCAGUCGGGAGUCUCCAGAGGGACGAGGAGGUGAAGCCCGCGGGGAGAUUUACGCGUGCCAUAUCUGUGCUCGGAUUUUGCGCAGGACAAGUGAGCGACGAGAGUUUUUUUCUCUUUCUUCUUCCUGACGACACCUCAGCUGUGGUUCGACGGCGGACAAACAACUCAUCGGUGUUGGGGACGUAGACUGCUACAUGAUUUAAAUCUUUACCACCGCUGAUUUUCCUGGUCCGGCUUCAGGGAUAAAUGAUCACCUCAACCAGAAGAGUGUCUCCCGAUAAAUCUGAAGUUAGAAUCGCCUUCAGCCUCGGUGACACACCAGAUGUAAAAGAUGUGGAGGAGCUCGAUCAGACUUUCCCGGACCUUGAACAGCGAUUACAGCCAGUCCCGCCCUGUGUGUCCCUGAGAGAGAGCGUUCAGGUGUACAAGGAACACUGCAGGAUGGCGAGGGAGUUCCACCAGGUCAAACACGAGAUGUCCCUGCUCGAGGACCGCAAGCACAAGUUGCUGGCAGAGCUGGUGGCCGACGAGGAGGUCGCCGUGGAGAUCGCCCGUCUGGAGGACGAGUUCCGCCGUCUGUCGGAGGAGAACCGCGACCUGGUGACCGUCCACGAGGAGCGCGCUCAGCAGCUGCGGGGGCUGUGCCCGACCGGUCCGACGAGGCCGGACUCCUCGUGACCCCCCACCCCACACACACACACACACACACACACACACACACACACACACACACGCACACACACGCACACACACACACACCCCCCCGAGACCUACGGCCAUCCGGCUGACACCAGGCCAGAUGAACCCAGCAGACAUUGACAACAACAAAAGAAAAAGACUCUGAGCCUGUGCCCGUGAUAUAUAUAGACAACUGCAGCCUGCGAAUCGGUUAAUUGCACAGAAAGGUGCAGCGUGUGUUCCGAGGUCUGAGUCAUCGGUCUGAACCACAGAUGUGCCCUCGUCAUCGGUGCGAGGUCGCCGCAGUGACUCAGCGGCGCUGUGACACAAGGCCCGUCUCUCUCUGGGCACUGUAUUCUUUAUCAUGUGAUGUCGGGUCGAGUCCACGUCCGUGCAGUGUCAGCUGGCUGCUGCGGAUGUGACCAGGUACCUCUGAUAUCCGUCUCAGGUCCCGCGGAGACUCAGACCCUCUUCUUUUUCUUUUUUUUUUUACCUGAGGUGUGCGGAUGGGAUGUGGUCCAAAUGUUGUGGGUUUUUGAGGGGGUUUUUGGGGGGAGUGCCCCCUCCCCCCCCCCCCCCCCCCCCUCCCCCUCACUUCUUCCCUUUGCCUGUCAGGUUCCUGUUACAGUAAAAACAGAAAUGAGAUCACCGUCGAGCAUAGUGCUACGGGCUCGGGGGGAUUGAGGCCGUUUGUGAGGAACUGGAGUCAGCAGCGUUAAAAGAGUUGUCAUCUUUUUUUUAUUUUUUUUUUUUAUUUUUUUGACGUAGUGUGUCUCACCCACCUGUACGAGGGGCAGCAUACAAACAGAGAUGAACUGUUGCUUACCGUGCUCACCUGAUUCAAAAAAUAAAGCGCAUCUCAUUUUAACACCGGC